Pogonomyrmex barbatus (red harvester ant) is the source of this 592-nucleotide messenger RNA. It is a transcript of the gene RpL35A, whose product is annotated as ribosomal protein L35A. The record is from RefSeq and is a predicted model, not a curated record. Gene Ontology annotation, biological process: translation. NCBI's taxonomy places the organism in Eukaryota, Metazoa, Arthropoda, Insecta, Hymenoptera, Formicidae. Gene Ontology annotation, cellular component: ribosome. Gene Ontology annotation, molecular function: structural constituent of ribosome.
GAGUUGGUAACACUGAUGUGAGGUUUCUUUACGUUUCCUACCUCUUUUAAUUUGUGAUACGUUCGCGUGUCGUUAUUAAAAAAUGACGAGUAAAGCGAAAGCGCUCAAGACAAAGGAAGGCGUUCCAGAAUAUAUACCAGAGAGAAAGAGGCCUUUCAAGAGACAUGGGCGUUUGUAUGCGAAAGCAAUUUUCACCGGUUACAAACGUGGAUUGCGUAAUCAACAUGAGCAUACUGCCCUGCUUAAGAUCGAAGGAGCUGGCACAAAAAAAGAUUCUGAUUUUUAUGUAGGAAAACGAUGUGUCUAUGUAUAUAAGGCUAAAAACAAGACUCUAGUACCUGGAAAGACUACAAAAAAAACAAAAGUUAGGGCCAUUUGGGGCAAAGUUACUCGUCCUCAUGGCGCAAGUGGAUCAGUUCGUGCUAAGUUUAAGAGGAAUCUUCCAGCCAAGGCUAUAGGGCCAUCGUAUUCGAAUUAUCUAAAAGAAAAGCAAGCAGGCAAAUCCAGCAGGAAAAAAGCAUCGUGUGCCGCUGGCUUUAUUCCCUGUUCCUGUUAUUGCCUAUGUUUUUUCAUUGUGCAUCCAGCUUUAUAA